Molecule: messenger RNA, 4759 nt
Organism: Anopheles nili
Lineage: Eukaryota; Metazoa; Arthropoda; Insecta; Diptera; Culicidae
Gene: Taf3
Exons: 2
Coding region: 1-4659 (1552 amino acids)
Cellular component (GO): transcription factor TFIID complex
Molecular function (GO): protein heterodimerization activity
Source: RefSeq, a predicted model, not a curated record
AUGUCGUCUCAAGUGUAUGCACAAAGCGUGCUGAAAGUGGCGGUGGCACAAAUUUGCCAAACAAUCGGUUGGCAUUCGGCUCAUACAUCAACCAUGGAUUUGCUAGUUGACGUUACACAACACUUCUUGCGAGAAAUAACUCGCAGUAUGCAUCGAUAUAGUGAACUAUAUAAUCGCACCGAGGCCAACCUUGAUGAUUUGGCUUUGGCUUACAAAGACAUUGGUAUAAACUUGCAGGAGCUAAUGGAAUAUAUACAGUUUGUUGAUCCAAUUCAAUUACCAUUGGAAGUUCCUCGAUUUCCACUGCCAAAAGAAUCCAACCUUAACUUUCUAAAGCCAGGCAGCAGAGAAGUGUUGAUGCGUCCCGUUCAUAUACCGGAACACAUGCCACCAAUAUUCUUUGAAAAUGAGGAAGAUGGCGAGGAACGAAACGGCACCAGUAAUGAUGAAGACAAGAUAGUACUGUACUCCGAGGCGCGAGGGUUAGCUACACACGCGAAGAGUAUACUGAGUGUAACUGGAGCGGCCAUCAGUAACGUAACUUCUGAUGGGAAACAAAAACCAGAAUGUACUACGAUGAUAAUGGCUGUCGAUGAUAUAGGAGCAGCAACGAUAGUUGACGACAGUUCUAUUGUGGUGGACACAGUGGUCAAUGAUGAAGUUGAAAUUCCGAUGCAAACUAUCGAAGUUAAGGACCAAGUAAAUCGAACGAGCAGUAAGCAGCGACCCGAAUCUGUCACCAAGGACAAACCUCCGCCAGAUGUUGAUGGGACCAGCGACACAUCAUCAAUGUCCAACAAAGUUGUGGCGAUAUCAGCUGAAGAGGGUCGACCGACGCGUGAAAUAAGCAGCGUUAUAAUGACUACAUCCGGUUUUAUUUCACCAGCUCGCGAAGGAAAGUUACCUGAAUCACGUAUACCUAUCAUCCCGGAAGAUCGUCCAACGCAACAAUCAUCACCGCACGUUUCAAGUUUACCUUCCAUGCAAACUCCACUACACGCGGCUACUACGCAGAAAACAAGUGCAAUCGAAUGCUCCAAUGCAUUAUCCGGCUUUUCUGGCGCUGGAAUGGGGAAUGCUACGCACGAUCUAGUAGCAGGUGGCAUCGGAAAAGCUGGUGGUGAGAAAUCGACGAAAAAAAUCAAAAAGAAACCAAUCAACCGUGAAAAGAAGAAGUCCGAAAAGAACACGACAUCGACAACCUCACGCAAGUCUGAAAAGAAUGCUGCAAUUGGCAAACUGAUCGGGCCAAAAUCAACUAUGGACAGUGACCUAAAACUCGAUACGAAGGAUACAAAAGAACCAACAGCGCCCACUAAGGUCGCUUUCCAGGGAAGUUUGGGGACUCCACACCAUCCUGAGCAAACUAAUACAUUCGGCAAAGACACAGGUUCAAAAAUAGAAUUAAACGAAGCAGCGAAAUUUGCUACUACCAGCUCUAUUCUAGGUGUUCCUGCUGGUGGCAGUUCUGGGAAGGUUGUAAAGCCUGCUAAGAUAAAGGUUAUCAAGGAAAAGGCAUUGAAAAAACGUAAGUCAUUGAUUCAGCAGCUAAUUAAACCAGAGGAAGAAGCGAUGCUGGGUGAUAAACAGGCUACUCCAACUGCACUGGCUCCCAAAUCAAAACGUAGCCAAAAAUCAUCAAAAAAAUCUAUCAAUCAGCCUCCGCAAUUUCCCAACACAUCGGGGAUACCACCGCCUUUAAUUGGACCUCUUGGGCUUGGAACAUCGGCCGUUGGCUCGACACUAGCCGACAGCUCAAGCUUAAUGCAUUCGGCACCUGGAGGCUCAAAUAUGGAAAAUGUGUUUGGAAUGGCAACAAAUACUGGUGUUUCAUCAACCACAACAUUAUCGUUGCCGCUUAAAAAAUCACCAAUUGCUUCUGUACAAAAACAUUCGGAUAGUGCUGCGCCGAAUCCGUGCAAUAGCCAGAUGGCGGAACAAGCUGCUCAAUUAAAUUUAUUGCAAAUGAUGCAUCCAAGUUUAGAAAUAACUGCUUCUCCCGUUAUGAAAUCACCAGAAUUCCAUCAAAAGGCAACUUCGGGAAAGAAGUCGUUUGACCCUAAAGGUACGAAGUCCGAUACGUUAUUUUCGCAAACAGCACAUGAUCGGGACGUUAUAGUCAUUGACGAUGAUAAGUCGCCUCCGCAUAUGUCCUCGCCUCAUAUGGGCACGACUGGAAUAAACUCUGGGAUACCUAUGACUAAAAAGCAACGUAAACAAGCCAUGAACAAUCCAGGUUUGUCGACUGGUACAAAAGUAAUGGGAUUGCUAGAUCACUCUAUAGCUGGCGGUACUUUCGGAAACGAAGGCAGAUCUGGAGAACCUUCAUUAAGGGAAUUCCCAUCGCAGUCUCACGUUAAUGUCCCCUCGAAUACUACUACAUCCUCAGCAUGGAUGGGCGAAUCGGGACGUUUAGCCAUGCCAAAUAAAGGAAAUGGCAAUGAAAAUUUGUUUCCCGAAUCUCCUAUGGCUACGUUUAGCGAUAGUGCAAUGCAAAGUAAAAUUCCAGAAACUGAACAUAUUGAUGCAGGUCCUUUCGUCGCAGCUAAUAAAAAGCAGAAACGUCCUAAACAGAAGCCAAAAGGGGAAGCAAAACGUAAAAAACAGUCAGACGUAACGCAAAGCACAGAGGAACCAGAUGUAGUUGGAAAGAAUCCGUUUGCACUUUUUCCAAACCCGAUGAGCCCACGAAUGAUAGGAACAUUUGACACCAAUUCGGCAUACGCCAAAUACCUCAAUCAGUCACUACAAGCCGUCACCGGUCUUCGUAAUCCUAUACCAUUCGGAUUAUUUCCGUUGCCAUCUGGGCCUGGUUUGAUUCCUGACAAUCCACUUUUUCCCCGAUUACCGCCAACGUACCCUGGUCAGCCAGUACGUCCAGGAUUUCCACUUGGCUCUAACCCAUUCAGCUUAGCCGGAAUCAAUCAGAUUAACAACCUAUUGCGCAUGCCCCGCCCCCUUCUGAACCGUCAUCCCAUGGCAGGAUCCUCUUUUAACCAAGCAGAUUAUCUUGAUGAGCCACUAGAUCCGGAAACUAAACUUGCUCAAACACCGCUAGAUUUACAAAAAUCUACCUGUAACGUUGCACCGUUAGUGCCACCUUCACUGUUUCAAAAUGUUUCCGACAAUUUAGCACUGUCCAGCACGAAUGAACUGCUUAAUUUAUCCGUUAAAACUACUCCACCCGACACCAACAAGGAUAUCUCUACAACAAUCCAAAGUCCGACAACGAAAAAGGAUACGACAGCCAGCAGUGGCGCUAAUUUGCAAUCAUCGACAAGUGUGUCCAGUAGUAUGAAAGAUGGAAAAACAGAAAAUCUGCGUGAACCCUUCAAAGAAGAUCAGGUGGUCAUUCUACCGGCAGCUAGUGUUUUACCGGGAGCCAGUCCACCGCAGCGUAACAACAUGACGUUCAUCGACAUUGAUGAAUCUGAUGGCAGUCAAUCGACGGCAACGACCGGUGGAAAGAGCAAAGAUGGCAAGCGUAAGUUGAAGGAACACAAGAAGGACCGGAAGCUGAAAGAUGGCAAAAUAAAAAAGAAGAAAGACAAAAAAGAAAAGAACAAGAGCAAGGAUCGUGACCGCGAACAGCUGAAGGAAUUGACCGCAGGUACAGCCACUUCGCCCGGUGUGAUGACGAUGGGUAUGAUAGGCGCCGAAGAAGCACUGAUGGAGCAGCUGCGCAAGGAGCGUAAGGAGAAGAAGGAAAAACGGAAGGAUAAAAUUAAAAAGGAGAAACGUAAAGAUCGCGACCGAUUCGUUGCGACUGCGGGUGGUGGUAAUGUACCGAGUAUUGAACAAUCAGGGCCAAGGGAUGGUCAGAUGAUGGGUGACACUGUUCCAAAGCUGAUGCUUAAACUAAGCGGUUCGAAUGCGACUCAAUCACCACGCUCUGAAACACCCGAAAAGCCGCAUUCUGAUCAAUAUGUGACUUUGCCGUCCCAUGCCUCUAAACGAGAUGGUUCGCCGGAACUUGCACGUAUUUCAGCGCUCGUUACACGCCCUCCAAAAUUGAAGACCAGUUCUGGUACGGGCAGCAAACUAAACAAAGAAGAUGGUACGACCAGUGCAUUGGCAGCUAUGAACAACGAAUACACUAAAGGGCAGCCCUUUGAGACAGAUGAAUCUUUACCAACCGUAAAGCAAUCGGUUAAAUCACAUGGGUUUAAUAGUGCUACAAGCAGCACUCACGCCAUUGCAGCAACGGACGAUGCCGGUACCGGAGCGGGAACAAGCUCUGCUGGUCGCGGUUAUAAGAUACCCCGAAGCACGGACAGCGCGGAAGCAGCAAGCUCCAAAUCGUUUGGAAGUGGGGAAACAUCGAAAAAAGCGGGCAAGGAAUCGAAAACUUCUAAAUCAGAGCAUCACCAUCAUCAUGCUUCGACGGACUCGUUCAGCACGCCGGUUCAUAUGACUGAUGCCGAUGGCAACACGGUUUGGAUCUGUCCAGCGUGUGGUAGGGUAGAUGAUGGUACGCCAAUGAUUGGAUGUGACGGGUGUGAUGCAUGGUACCAUUGGGUAUGUGUAGGAAUUCAAGUACCACCAGAUGAUAACGAAGACUGGUAUUGUCGUGUUUGCAUAGGUAAAAAGCAGAAUUCACAAGCAGAUGAGAAGCAACGUAAACGUAAAAAGAAAGAUAAAAAAACGUCGAAAGAUUAGCCCUGGAAAAAAUACGUUUGAAGCUAACGUAAAAUUGUAAGCAUUUAGAUUUUUAUGAUUCUUUUAUGCAUUGGUUGAUUAUGUUGACCUUUUAUGAUCC